AUGGAGGAACGGGAGCAGGAGUGGGAAGGGGAUCGAGAUCGGGAGGGUCCGUGGGAUAGGAAUACAGCUCAAAAAUCUCAGCCUUCAAAAUCUCAUUUCUCCCUCUUUGCAGUGAACCUAACUUUUGAUACCACGGAAGAAGAUCUUCUUCAUAUUUUCGGCCGAUUUGGGAAAAUACGGGAUGUGUUCAUUCCAUGGAAUCUGCAUCUCAAUCGAUCUCGUGGAUUCGCUUUCAUCCGUUUCUGUUAUGAACAGGAUGCUCUCAAUGCAAUCCAACAUUUUCAUGAAAGAAGGAUUAAUGGUAGGGUGGCUCAUAUUGCUUGGGCGAAAGGGCAAUUUGGCACCCAGGUAGCAAUGCCAUCAAUUUCUUACCCUGAAUACCAGCAGCAAAAGCCCGACAUGGAUCGACCGUUUAUGGAUGCAGUUACCAGAUCAAAACCGUGA
This is a messenger RNA of Magnolia sinica, 444 nucleotides long. Its product is annotated as serine/arginine-rich splicing factor SC35-like. Bases 1 to 444 code for a protein of 147 amino acids. The record is from RefSeq and is a predicted model, not a curated record. NCBI's taxonomy places the organism in Eukaryota, Viridiplantae, Streptophyta, Magnoliopsida, Magnoliales, Magnoliaceae. The transcript has a single exon. Gene Ontology annotation, molecular function: RNA binding.